Molecule: messenger RNA, 4823 nt
Organism: Monodelphis domestica (gray short-tailed opossum)
Lineage: Eukaryota; Metazoa; Chordata; Mammalia; Didelphimorphia; Didelphidae
Gene: BCL10
Product: BCL10 immune signaling adaptor
Biological process (GO): positive regulation of extrinsic apoptotic signaling pathway; adaptive immune response; apoptotic process
Cellular component (GO): CBM complex; cytosol
Molecular function (GO): protein kinase B binding; NF-kappaB binding; kinase activator activity
Source: RefSeq, a predicted model, not a curated record
GUGACACUCAGGCUCAGAGCGUAGAGGGAUCGGGGAGAGGAUUUUCCAUCAGGGGAGUGGUUCAUAUCAAGAAGGAGGUGAGGAAAGGGAACGAGAAGAGACUGAUUAGGAAGGGGCGUGCUUUGGAGCCCGGAAGCGAUGGGCGUGGCUGUUCGUAAUGGGUGUGGCUUGUUCCGUAGGGGCGGGCUGUCAGGGAUAGGCCGAAUGAUUUUCACCAGCAAAGGGGCGGGACCGCGUCGAGGUGGCUUGACGAGUGUGCGGCCCUGUCUCGUUCGGAAGUUCGGUUAGAGACCGGAGCCUUUGGCUAGGGUUGGAGCUGCGGCCUCCUUCCUCCGAUUGGCCGGGUUAGGUUGAAGGCCGGAACCGGAAGCUCCAGCUCCGCUUUUGGGCCUCCGGCCCCUCCGCUCUCCCCUUCCAUCGCCGGCGGGGCUUGUCUUUUCAGUCCUGGGGGCGACGCGGCCAGACUUCCGGAGCCCCCACCAUGGAACCCUCCGCGCCAGCGCUGACCGAGGAGGACAUGGCCGAAGUAAAAAAGGAUGCUCUAGAAAAUCUGAGGGUGUAUUUAUGUGAAAAAAUCAUAGCUGAGAGACAUUUUGAUCACCUUCGUGCAAGGAAAAUACUCACUAGAGAGGACACUGAAGAAAUUUCUUGCAGAACAUCAAGUAAAAAAAGAGCUGGGAAGCUGUUGGACUACUUACAGGAAAACCCUAAGGGACUUGACACUCUAGUUGAAUCUAUUCGUCGAGAGAAAACACAGAGUUUCCUAAUAGAGAAGAUCACAGAUGAAGUGCAGAAGCUAAAAAUUCUAAAACUGGAGUACUUGAAAGGAUUACACCAUAAUAGCUAUAUGCCUCUUCCACCUGGAACAACAAAUAGUCUGUCUAGAUUAGAUUCUAAUGAGUGUAAUUUCUCUGACAAGUUGAAAGACGGAGAAGCCACUGUUGUUUACCAUCCUACAGGAGAGUCUAGCACAGCCUCCUUCUAUUCCAACAAUUCUUUAUUGAAUUUGCCUGUUGUAGAAGUGGGCAGAACCGAAAAUAGUGUUUUCUCCUCCACUCCCCUUCCUGGACCUGGAGACCCUGGGGCUCCUCCUCUGCCAUUAGAACCACAGUCAGAAGAAGAAGGAAACUGCAAUGAUCUGUUUCUUCCCUUAAGGUCACGUUCUUUUUGCCAACAAUAACAGCUUACCACUUCUUUUAAAAAGCUACUACAGAAAUAUUUAAGGGGGUUUAUAAAACUUUAAGAAAACAGUUAUUGUAAAAGCUUACUAACAAUCUCCUGUAGCAUUUUUAUUAUAUUUUUAUGCUGUGUAAAUGGAGUGUUAAUGCAUUUUUAAGAAAUUAAAUAUAAAGCACAUUUUGAUUAUGUAUACUUUUUACUUUUCCAACUUUUCCAUUUUUUUAUUUUUUAGGGAUUUUUGUGGGGUUUUUUAAUGCGCUUUCAAUCAAAUUUUUAUGGUUGGGGACAAUUUCUUCAUGUGACCUCAUAGUUUAGAGGUUGACUCUUUUCUGUAAUUGAACCUGUUGCUGACUUGUGAAGCUCCUGGUAGAACCACCACUGACAUAGGUUUUGCCCCAAGGGCAAUGUGUGCAAAGAUAUAGUCCUUCUUUAAUGUAUAUAAUGCCUCUUCCCCUUCAUAUAACCUAAUGUGCCAGUAUCUCAUAAUUUGAUAAAAUACGCUCAUCCUCAGUGACUUUAAUGCCUAUCACAAGACAUUUUUAUAUUCUCAUAUUCUCUUAUUCCUAAAAAAAGAACUAUUUUAUAGCAUCAAUGAAAUAGCAUUAUUUUCCUAGGGAAAUUCAAUUUUCUUGAAUAUUGCUUGAAAUAAGUGGAACAUUUGCUGGCAAUCUGGUCAUAUAGUCUUGUCAUUUAGCAUAAUUGAAUGUUACCUCCAUUACUCUUGUCACAUUUUAUCUCUUCUGUAACUAAAUUUGUUAUUAUCUACUAAUCAAUUCCAUAUAUAAAAUCUUUUUUAACCAUGUUUAAUUUUGCAGUAGAAAAAAGUAAUGAAAAUACUGUUCAGUCAGUAAAUGUUAAGCAUCUAUUAUAUGGAUGCAAAUAUGAAACAGAAAAACAGUUCCUACUCCCUCAGAGCUUACAGUCUAAUGGAAUAAGACAUCACCUCAAAGGAAGGUAAAAGGCACUGGAAUAAUGUAAGAAAGGGUUAUACCCAGUGUUAGGGCAUGAUGGAGACCUAAAGGAAUGUAACCUGGCAGGAAAUGAAGAGAUGCCAAGCCUGGAUUCCCACCUAAUCAGAGGGACUCUUGGGCAGAGGGUAUUGAUGAGGUGGGAGUACUGAGCCUGGUAUAAUCUUGCAGGAGGAUGAGUUUCUGAAUGUGUGAUGGAGAAGUUACUAUUUAUUAAUAGUCUGUUAAUAUAAUAGUGUUAAGGAUACUGUAAGGUUUUUAAAAGUUAAAUUUCCUUUAAGAAUCCAAAUGCCUGUUUCCAUUUUGAGAGCAAUAUACUAAACCUAAUUUAUCUUCAAGUGUUUGUGAUAUAUGUACUUCUAGAGAAAAAUUGUGAAUUGUCAGUCAUUUGUCCUACUAUAAUGUUUUUGUAAGAACAAUUCUGAAGAUUGAAUUAGUUUUGUAUUACUCAUGAUUACAUGAAAUAUUACAAGAAAAAAAGUUGACUUACAAAAUAGUUGUUUUUUAAGUUCCUUAAAUGGUCUUUGAAAUGUCUUCUGUCAGCUUUACAUACCUUCCUUAGUGCCUGUGUUGUUUCCCUGCUGAAAUAAACAUAGCCUGCCUGUCAGUUAUAAAUCAUUCUUAGAUUAUGAAUUUCUUACAAAAUUGUACUUCCCUUCUCCCCCUAAAAAAAGUCAGUACUGUUCAUUUCUUUGGGGAUGAGUAAAUAUAAGGUCCUUUUAAGUCAAAAAUCAUGUUUAUAUGUGUCUGUUUUACAGAAAACAGAGAAUCCAAAGUCACAAUUUAUUUGAAUUCUCUGGAAUAUUCCAUUUAUAAAUGCUAAUACAUUUAUACCUUAUUUUGGAUGUUAACUAAUUGCAAAUUAGUAGCAUAGUAAUACUAUCAGAACCCAAGUUUUUUAAUCCUUUAAAACACUGAAAUGAUUUGAAUUUAAACUCUUAAAAACUGACCAUCCCAAUUUUAGGGUCAAUUGAAAUACCUAGGAGAGGUAGAGUAGAGCUGCAGUCCUGUGCUGUGUCCCACAUAAUUAAAGCGCUUAUGUCAACCUCUUAGGAUCUCUUUUAAGUUGAAAGCUAUUAUAAAUUCUUCCCACCAAUACAUUUCCCCUUCAAGUAAGCAUUUCAUAUCAGUCUUAUUCACAUUAUCUUUUUUGUGGUCAUAGAUGAAAGGGAUUUUUAUAACCUGACUCAUGGCAUACACUUAUCUCAUGUGAAUAGAACUCUACUAGGUGCUGUACUGAUUACAGAGAAACUAUGAUAGAUAUCCAUCUCUGCAGGAGUUUGCACUGUUAAUAGAGAAAUUUAGUAUUUACAGAGAACAUAAAUUUUAUCAAAGAAUUUUUUGUUCAAUAUGAACAGCUUAAUAUUUCCCUCUCCCUUAUAUUCCACCUUACUGUUGACCAAAUCUGCUGCUAUAAAAAUUUAUAACUAGAAAUGAUUGACUAGAAACAUAAAAAUUUGUACUCAUUACUUUUCAAAGACCAGAAGGGAUCCUAUCAUUAUUAUGAUUUCUACUGAAAUCUGAAACUGGUCUAUUUCAACUCCCCAGCAGAGGGAGCAGUACAUAUUACAGAAAAAAUGCUUUUAAAUGAAAUAUAUUUCAAUUUAUUUCUAAAGUAUAUUCUGAAAACUUAUAUUGUAUCCAUACUAGAUCAUGUAAAUAUUAAAUUUUAAGUAGCGUUACUACUUUAAAAUAUUUUUCAAGUUUGUAAAGUAGAAAUUAAUUAUAUUUUUCUAGUACCUUAGUACAUUUGUCAUUGUUGAGCUUUAUUACUGAAGGAAAAAGACUUCUACUUAGUUUAUUUUCAAUGUUUUCGAGUUACCUGGAAAUUAAAGAAUUGUGUCACAAAAUUUCAAAAUAUUCUUAGUAGUAUAUUUGCACUAAAUUUUGACUGUGAAAUAUAACUAGAUCUGAAAAAUGUAGUCAUGCAGAUUCAAAUCUCUUAAGAUAUUUUGUAUACUGAAUGUUUAAUUUUCAGUGUUUCAGUUAAAAAUUCAAUUAAGCAGAAUGUUCUUGAUGGAAGAGGUGAUUAAAGAUCAUUCAAAAUACUUUAAUGUCAUAAUUGCAAAAGUAAAUGAUCACUGAAACAGUACUGUUAAAUGUUUGAGAGUUUCAGUCAAAUCCCUACUACACAGAAGUUUUAUGAGUUUCUUUUUUUGUGAUUUGCCUGUCUCUUGGCUGGGCCUUUGGCAGAGGCUAUCAUUGAUUUUAAAUAAGAUGGUUUGUAUUGUAAAGCAGGUAGUUCCAUUUAAAAUAUAAAGCAGCUCAUAUUUCCAAGCUAGUCAGAUAUGAUUAUUCAAAGUUAAAUAAGUUUCUUUUGGGCCUUCCUUGUGUGUGUGUGUGUGUGUGUGUGUGUGUGUGUGUGUGUGUUUAAUUUUUUAGCAGAAGACAGUGUGACUAGAAAUCAGAAAUAUGAAAUGGAUAAUAUAAAAAUGCAUUAUUGGAUGUAAGAGAAUUGGAGAUAUAUGUAAUACCUUAUUAGAGUUACCACAUGGGAAUAGAUUUUUUAAAUAUAAAGGCAUUUUUAAUAAAUAUGAAAAGCACUUUGCUACAUUAACCAAGACUGAAUAUUAGUUUCCUCAAGUAUUUCAUGACUAAAGUUUGAAAAAAUAUAUUUUUACCAUUCUUGUGACUAUUUUAAUAAAUACUUGUAUAAAGUUUUUCACUUUCAAGAAA